AUGCCGGACGUUACGAAUCCGACUCCGCGCGAAUCGCCACCGCGGCCCGGCCUCGGCGACGACCACGCCCGGUCCACCCUCCGCCGGCGGCGGCGCGCCCACCCAGGGCCUCGAUGCAAGAGCCCAACAGCGCCGUCGCGUUUAACCUACCGGACGGCUCCUCCCAGGGCACGCCGCGCCGCAAAUCCACGACGCACAUCCCGAACGCGCGGGGCCGACGAACCAGCGAAGAGUUCGACCGGCGCUACGACGGCCCGUUCCACCGACCGAUUCGGAAACUUCCCCCAACUCGUUGCCGCUCGUGAGCCGGCGCUCGCAAGACCAGAGGAGGGUGUCUACGGCGCAGGCGCCGUCCCCGGGCCCGAUGCCGUGUUUAUGGCGGAACCGCCGCGGCUGAAUUACACGCUCCGGACGCGCAAGAUGUCCAUCUUUCUGUGGUGGUCCGUGAUCAUCUUCGACUCCGUGGUGAUGCCGAUCGCGCUGUACUUUGGCUUGUGGUACGGCGUGGGUCCGGCAGCGCCGCCGGAGAGGCAGAAGUUGUCGGCGAAUGCCGUCUUUAGCAUCGUCACGGCGGCGAUUGGCGGUGCGAGUAUCCUGGAAUACUUUUUACGCAUGUGGAACUUGUGGAAGAAGGAUAGCGACUGUCGUGUGAUUGGCGCGGGGGAGCUUAUCAUCGUUCAAAAGAACCCAUACAUCCGCCUCAUCGCCAUGUCCCCCACCACCAUGCUCUUCGUCUUCGGCACGGAGCUCCUCAUCGUCGACAUCCUCCGCGGCGCGCAGCUACGGCCCUGCAUCUACAGCCUCGUCGAGGACAUCUGCGCCGUCGACGGCGGGGGCGGCACCGCGUACCGCGAGGCGCUGGACACGCGGUACGAGGCGAGCCACAUCUUCCGCGCGAUGCUGCGGCGCCUCGGCGUGUUCUGGGCGGUGGGCGCCGAGGCCAUGGCGGUGCUCUGCACCAUCUUGAUCUUUACGCUCAGCGUGGACUACGCGUACACUAUUGGGUGGACGGUGCCGUUUGUGUGGGCGGGCGUGUGGGCGCUCGUCACGACGCUGUACGUGCAGAGGGAGCUGAAGCGCGAGGAUAGGGAGUGGGCGAGGGAUAUGGCGAGGAAACAGGAGGCGUGA
Molecule: messenger RNA, 1128 nt
Organism: Parascedosporium putredinis
Lineage: Eukaryota; Fungi; Ascomycota; Sordariomycetes; Microascales; Microascaceae
Source: the annotation of a GenBank genome assembly